AUGUCAUCGCAUGUCCAGGAAAAUGAAGAUCACAAUGUAUCUCAGGUUGAUGACAAGUUGCAGAACCUAAAUCUAAAGAACCAGGCAUCGCCCGAUGCCGAAGCCAAUAACCAUUUGCAACCCAAGAGUGGUGGUGGCCCGCCACUUGCUUCUCCACCGAUUCACGCAUCGUCUGUAUCGACGCCAACGCAUACGCCGCUAAAUAGUGACAUCCAGGCCAGGUUAAUGGCGUUUCAACAGAGAAGGUCGAAACCGGCGUCGGAGCCCGUCCAUGUGUUUAAUCCACUGCAGUCAACGCAACAGGGUCCUGCUGCGAGAGGACCUCCGCCUCCACACCAUAACCCCGUGUCAAGCAGUGACUCGUUAUUGGAGACGGUGGGACACCAGAACAAGUUGGGCGUCGAGUCCUUGCAAUCGUCAACCAUGGAUAUGGUAAAGGCACCUACUACUCCCAGCAGUGCUGCUAGUUCCAGGCUCAGCCAGAAUUCUUCAAUUACUCCUCCUAAUUCAGAUUUGCCCAACAGAGGAGGAGGAGUUGGAGGAGGCUUCCCCAGGCUCAAUCUCAAUGCAAACGGAACACCAACGCAAGAGUUGGGCAAGAAACCCUCUUUAUCUCAAAGAAGAGGAAUGAAGUUGAAUACCAGUGCCAUGCCACUAGGUAGCCCUUCAAACACUCCGCCAUCAUCGUCGUCGUCACCAAAUUUACUCAAUCCACCAAUAAAAUUGAACACAUCCGCGAUAAAAUCGCCAGGCGAAGAGCAAAAUUCACCAUUUGCACUAUCUAUGGGAAAGCAGUUUGGAACCACAAAUGAACUCUCAAGAAGAUUAUCCGAGAGGAAAAAGAAGCCCAAUUUCAAGUUAAAUUUGGACGACCUGGGCAGCGGAAUGCCCUCUAGGAACAACAGUUUGAGCAAAACGACAACAUCUUCCUCGAGCGACAGCAAUCAUGACUUUGGCAACCAGGCGUCCAAGAGCGAUGGGCAAUUGCAGGGCUUGUUUGCCAACUACUCGAAAUACAUUGACAUCAAGUCUGGUCAGUUAAACUUUGCCGGAAAGGCCUCUUUGCAUUCGAAAGGUAUCGAUUUCCUGUCGGGAUCGUCAUUCAGGAUAUCUCUCGACGAGUUUGAGUACUUGGAAGAGCUCGGUAGAGGUAACUACGGAUCAGUACUGAAAGUCUUGCAUAAACCAACGGGGGUCUUGAUGGCGAUGAAGGAAGUCAGAUUGGAACUCGAUGAAACCAAAUUCACUCAGAUUUUGAUGGAAUUGGACAUUUUGCAUAAAUGCAACUCACCAUACAUUGUGGAUUUCUACGGCGCAUUCUUUGUUGAAGGUGCAGUUUACAUGUGUAUCGAGUACAUGGAUGGAGGCUCUUUAGACCAAAUAUUUGGCAACAACAUUGGAGUCAAGGACGAAGCGGUGUUGGCGUACAUCACCGAGUCGGUGAUUCGAGGCUUGAAGGAGUUGAAAGAUGUCCACAAUAUCAUCCAUCGUGACGUGAAACCAACCAACAUCUUGGUCAACUCUGCAGGGAAAGUCAAACUCUGCGAUUUUGGAGUCUCAGGUAACUUGGUUGCAUCCAUGGCCAAGACAAACAUUGGAUGCCAGUCCUAUAUGGCACCAGAAAGGAUCAAGACUACGAGGCCAGACGAUGCGACAUACUCUGUCCAGUCAGAUAUUUGGUCAUUAGGAUUAACCAUCUUGGAAAUAGCAUGCGGCCAUUACCCUUAUCCACCAGAAACAUUUGGCAACAUUUUUUCACAAUUGAGUGCCAUUGUUGAUGGCGAGCCGCCAAAAUUGGACUCGGCGAUCUUCUCAAAAGAGGCCCAGUUUUUCGUCAAGACGUGUCUCAACAAGAACCCCGACCUUCGGCCCGCUUAUGGGUCGUUGUUGCAAAACCCGUGGUUGGUGAGCUACAGAGGAAAAGAGACAAACCUCGAUCAAAUCGUGCAAAAGAGACUCGGCGAAUUGAAGGAAGAUAAGAAGAGCUCCUCAUCUACGUCGACACGAAACGCGGCAAGUAUACCGCCCCAGGCUGCAAAAGCCGAAAGCGUCAACUCCUUGUUGAAAAACAAGGUCAGGGCUCCUGCAUUGCACAGAGGAGGUCUACAAUCAGUGAAUACAAAUUUUCUCAAUCGAUAA
Molecule: messenger RNA, 2139 nt
Organism: Lodderomyces beijingensis
Lineage: Eukaryota; Fungi; Ascomycota; Pichiomycetes; Serinales; Debaryomycetaceae
Source: the annotation of a GenBank genome assembly